This is a messenger RNA of Dicrocoelium dendriticum, 3846 nucleotides long. Lineage: Eukaryota; Metazoa; Platyhelminthes; Trematoda; Plagiorchiida; Dicrocoeliidae. The record is from the annotation of a GenBank genome assembly.
UAGUUUCUUUUGCUGCUGCAGGAUCAAGGUGAGCUCUUCUAUUGAAAGUGACCUCUGGGAGUUAUACACCACUGUAUUCCCUCGCCAGAAAUAUCUGUUGUGGUCUUCUAUGUAUCGCGAACGUACCGACCUUUAAAACCCAAACCUUCGGCCCAGAACAGAAGUCGAGAUAUGUCGGCAAAGAACACUCUUGCGAGAAAACAAAACGAGGGCUCCACUUCAUUUGUGUUCACUUUGACGGAUAAAGAUUCAGGAAAGGUCCGAUUCGGAAUAUGCCUGAACUAUUACAGACCUUUCAUGCCUUUCGAACAGACGUCUUGUUCGAAUUACUCCUCUGGUGGAAUAAGCACCGAUGCACCGGAAGCGAAGGAAGAACAGCGUUUACUUACUUCGUUAUGUAUCAUUAGCCAUCAUCCGUUCUUCUCCAAAUUUCGGAAAUGCUUGCAUGUGUUGAAACAGCUUUUGGAUGCUUCCGAGCGCUUCUUGAGUAGCGUACACCCCGAAUCAGAAGCAAGUAACGCAAUCUGGUGUCACCUAAUCGGUGGGGUCGUCUCCUUCGGUAAUCCAAUGGAUUCACUGGUUCACGGGUUGACUAGAAAUAUUGAAAUAUGGAUAAUGCGCUUUCUCAGUACUCCGGCCCCUUUGCCUGGGAAAAGCUGCGUUCAGCUGUCUCUGUUACCAAUUCCGAUUGCUCAACCUAUGGUGUUCGCUCUGCCGGAUAAAACGCGCCUUUCUUUGGUGGAUUUCCCACUUCAUCUACCACUGGAGCUACUCGGAGUGGACAAUUGCCUGAAGGUUCUGACCGCCAUCAUGUUGGAACAAAAGGUGUUGCUCCAGUCUCGAGACUACAACUCUCUUACGAUGUCCGUGAUGGCCUUUAUUGCUAUGCUCUAUCCACUGCAAUACAUGUUUCCAGCAAUCCCCUUGUUGCCGACCAGCUUAGAAGGCGCCGAAAAUCUUCUCCUCUCGCCUACUCCCUACCUCAUCGGCAUCCCGGCCAACUUCUUAUCAUUGAAGAAGCACUUUGUCAUUCCACCCGAUGUUUGGUUGGUGGAUUUGGACACGAAUCGGAUGAUGGGCAGCUGUAGACUGGAACCGAUUCCUUCGCUUCCGUUUCAAGAGGGUCACGAAUUGUUCAGGCACUUGGAGCAUACCUUAACCACCAUGUGUGCUGCGCGGCCUGUUGGAACCACGGGAAACUCGAGGCCUAAUGAGACACUAGACGAUCAGACUGACACAGCCAAACAAAUCACUUCGGUUGUAGAUGAUGCUGACGUCGCCACAAGGGUAGCGAUGGUUCGUUUCUUCGAUUCCCCCAAUAUUUUGGCCAAUCUCUCCGAACACACGAGGACCGUUCGGCUUUACCCUAGACCAGUAGUCGCUCUGCAGCAUUAUUCGUUCCUCAAAUCCAGACAGCAUUUGACCCCAUUCAUCCAACGGCUGUCUCAAACGCAGGCCGUGGAAUUUCUGUCUGAGUGGACCAUCUAUCCAGAGAAUGAAGUAUUUCAGCGGAUACACGCAGGAAUAAUUGAUCCAGCUUUGAUUGGGGACAAAGCUAAAUGGUUCGCGUCCACUCUACCACGGAUCCAUUUCGAUGUAUGGUCUGAGGAUUGGUGUCAAUUGCUAAGUUUGGCUAUCAAACCGGCGGACAUUGCUCUUCCUUAUGUUUCUUCACUUUUCAUGGAUUCUGACUCUCUCAAGUCUCUGGCGCUUGCUGACCCUUCUUCUUUCUAUCAUCCUCCAUUGACUCUGGACGACCAACUUAGUGGAGCAGUACUCCCAAAACGCCCUGUCCACUACCGGAAAAAGACCAGGCCGAAUGAUCUGGUUGAAGGGGGACAAGUGGAUCAAACGGAGCGCUUUGUCGAUUCCAAAGCAUUAGCCCCUCAAGCCACCAUAGACCUUGGACCUGCUUCUCUCGAUUCCUCGGAUACCGCUUCCUCGGAGCUGGAUGAUGAGGAUAUUCGUGACCUAGAGACUGACGAGCCCGCACAACCUAACCGAACAAACGUAGCUCAUAUGCCAGUUCCGCCAGCCUCUGGAAACGAUCUACUCAUUGUGCCAGAAGAUGUUUUGUCGAUGAAUUCAGGAACUUUUGUUUCCACUGACUCUGGUGAUUUAAAUCAAAAGUCUUUAGGAAACGCAGAACUGUCUCCUAGAGCCAAUCACGGAAGGAGUGCAUGUGGCCCAAUAAUGGAGUCCCCACUAUUAAAGGAUGCGGAAAACAGUGCGCACUUUGUAGAUGAGUUGGAGGAAGUAUCCGUAGGGAGUAUGUUGAUGAGCAAUUUCACCGAUAACUGGGCCGACGUCGCAAGUCACGCUUCAAACACCGUCGCCGAAUUGUGGAGCUCGCAGAAGGAUAUAGUUCAGCGCUCGGGUCAAUUUGCUCUGCGAGUUGUCGGUGACUUAAAGCCGGAUUCGCUGCGCACAAGUGAGAAAACCCCACUUGGUGCCCAAUCUACAAAUGCAGAUGAAUCGCUGUUCUGGCCAGGGUUCCUUACCAAGUUCUCCUCCAAGCGUGACCGGUUCUUCUCGAGAGGGACAAUCUUCAACCGUAGGUCUAGUGACUUGACCGAAGCGUUUACUGUUUCUUCGGAUAUCACCGAUCCUGCUUUGAGCUCGAAAGCCCAAUCCUUUCUUCGCGAAGUCGUCAUGAUGGUGGUCGAUGGCAAGCGUCUCAAUUCUACCUAUACUAUCAAACUACAAGAGCUGUUAAAAAACGAGAACUAUCGCAGCUACCUUGUCGAUAAACUCCGCGCACAACUGAGCAUCUCCUUAAUCGAACCGGUUGUCACCCUACCGGAUAUCGCACUACCGAACCAAGCUGUUUUCGAUUGCCUUGCUACAGUGCUUCAUUGCAUGCUCCGAGGCUUGGAAUUCUCCUGCACCAAUCACGGAAUCGGUGGGUUAGCCAGCGCCGCAACAAUGCUUGAAUCCCCUGCCGAUUGGUUCCGCACAGCCGCCAAGGAUUUGCGUCCAAAUUUCAUCCCAGUUGACACAAAGAAGGAUGGAUCAGAAGCUAAAGCUCGCUUCAUUUUGCAACCCCGAUCUCGUCUGGCAUGUGCGCACUGCUUUGUCAACGGUCGCUUAAUCGAAUAUGAGAACUCUUCUGAUGAUAUUGAGCCAACAACAGUGGUCUACCGUGAGUACCUGUUCGAGGCACUUCUCCGUCCCAAUCAGCGAUCACGUCUCUGGGAUCACAUGCAGUUUUGGGAGGACGCUUUCUUUGAUUCUGUUGCUCAAGAUAGGGACAUUCUCGGGCUAGAUCACGACCCCGUGGAUAUGCUGAGAAAGUUCUCAACAUUGCGGGUUGAGGAAAAAAGAAUACUGCAGAAUUUCGAAGAUCGUCUUUUGGCUACCUCAUUACACAAUCUGAUAUCUUUUAUGGUAAUGAUGCAAGUAGAUAAGACAGCCAUCCGAACGCGCAUUCGACGUAUACAGGCGCGCUGCAGGUUGACUGCAGCAUUCGCCGACUUCGUGUCACACCUGUUGGAUCAGCUUCACCUGUUGGAAGGCAAUUCCAUUGCUCUUAUUCCGAGUAUGACCAAGUUCAACUAUCUGCACUCGGUUUGUGUUCGAAACAUUUCCAAAACGAUGGAUACCUUCGAAUCGUUGGAGAUUUAUGAGCACUUUAUCCUUCUACGCGAUAUGAACGACUCCAUUGUUAACCACUGGACUCAUUCAAACCUGAUUGAUGCCCAUUUAUCUUCUGAUGAACAACUUCUGCAAUUUACAACCACCAAUGCUGACGGCCUUACUUUGAUUGAGUCUUUUCAAUGUGCAAAACCCAAACUAACCUUGGACGCUGUUCGAUCGUUCCUUUCAAAAGGUUCUCUAAAUCACUAA